AUGGUUACAACGGCUGUCAUUGGAGGAUAUGAAGAAUGCAACUGGCCAUCAGGAAUUGCUUUAGCUAAAGAAAAGAGAGACAAAGUGCAAACAGUUGUCGGAGCGAGUGUGGUAUGUACAACUACAAUUUCGAUUUCACAUCAGUACAAGUGCUGUCUGUGUUGUUUUCUUUUUGAAAUUGACUUCUGUGUCAAAGUUUUAUGUUCAUGUGAAACUCGGAUGAAGUAGAA
Strongylus vulgaris is the source of this 230-nucleotide messenger RNA. NCBI's taxonomy places the organism in Eukaryota, Metazoa, Nematoda, Chromadorea, Rhabditida, Strongylidae. The record is from the annotation of a GenBank genome assembly.